This is a messenger RNA of Alternaria rosae, 3051 nucleotides long. RefSeq names its product dynamin-1. The transcript is spliced from 4 exons. The record is from RefSeq and is a predicted model, not a curated record. Gene Ontology annotation, cellular component: membrane; mitochondrion; peroxisome. Gene Ontology annotation, molecular function: GTPase activity; microtubule binding; GTP binding. Lineage: Eukaryota; Fungi; Ascomycota; Dothideomycetes; Pleosporales; Pleosporaceae. Gene Ontology annotation, biological process: peroxisome fission; mitochondrial fission. Bases 210 to 2675 code for a protein of 821 amino acids.
CAGCAAAGGCACUUCAUCACGAGCCUCUGACCCGACGAAGCCGCCAUCAGCCACGAUCACUUCGCCGAUCCUGCAUCUGCACCGUGCAUCACUAUCUCCACGCCGUAGGACGACAUCGGGCUCAUUCACGAUUCCGCGGUGUUGUUUGGCUGUUCUACCAACAACCGGACCCUUAAGGAGCAGAGAAACCACACAGAACCACCAGCGCAAUGGCGUCGCUGGGCGAAGAGCUCCUCAACAUUGUCAACAGGCUGCAAGAUCUGGUCUUCAACACAAUUGGAAAUGAUUCCCUAGAUUUGCCCCAGAUUGUCGUCGUAGGAUCACAAUCAUCCGGAAAGUCGUCGGUACUCGAGAACAUUGUUGGCAAGGACUUCCUUCCCCGUGGCAGCGGCAUCGUCACACGCCGGCCGCUCAUCCUCCAACUCAUCAACCUCCCGAGCGAACGCGACGAAGACGACGAUGACGAGGUCCACGUACCACACACACCGGCAAGUGUAGCUGGCCAGCAAGAAUGGGGAGAGUUUCUCCACAUCCCGGGUCAGCGCUUCUACGACUUUGCCGACGUCAAACGCGAGAUCGAGAACGAGACCUCGAGGAUAGCAGGAAACAACAAGGGUAUCAACAGGCAGCCCAUCAACCUGAAGAUCUACUCCCCGCACGUCCUCAGCUUGACGCUCGUCGACUUGCCCGGUCUGACAAAGGUGCCCAUUGGCGAUCAGCCCUCCGAUAUCGAGAAGCAGACGCGAAACCUCAUCACAGAGUACAUUGCGAAGCCCAACAGUGUCAUCCUCGCCGUCUCCCCCGCCAACGUCGAUCUCGUCAACUCGGAAGCUUUGAAGUUGGCCCGCCAUGUCGAUCCCAUGGGCAAGAGGACCAUUGGUGUCCUUACAAAGCUAGAUCUUAUGGAUCACGGUACAAACGCCAUGGAUAUUCUCUCUGGCCGCGUAUACCCUCUCAAGCUCGGCUUCAUUGGUAUUGUCAACCGGUCACAACAAGACAUCCAGGGCAACAAGUCGCUCUCUGAUGCCCUGCAAGCCGAGCGGGACUUCUUCCGACAUCAUCCUGCGUACCGGAAUAUGGCCAACCGAUGCGGUACCCAGCUGCUCGCCAAAAGCCUCAACCAGACCCUCAUGGCCCACAUUCGCGACCGGUUACCAGACAUCAAGGCACGUCUCAACACGCUCAUGGGUCAGACACAACAAGAGCUCGCGAGCUACGGCGAUGUGGCCUUCACUGGAAAGGAGCACCGCGGCUCGCUCAUCCUGCAGCUCAUGACCCGCUUUGCCUCAUCCUUCAUCUCAUCCAUCGACGGUACCUCCACCGAGAUCUCUACCAAGGAGUUGUGCGGUGGUGCUCGCAUAUACUACAUCUUCAACUCCGUCUUCGGUAACUCGCUCGAGCAGGUGGACCCAACCCAGAACCUUUCUGUGCUGGACAUUCGGACGGCUAUCCGCAACUCGACUGGUCCAAGGCCCAGCCUGUUCGUCCCCGAGCUGGCUUUUGACCUUCUCGUAAAGCCUCAGAUCAAGCUUUUGGAGAUACCCAGUCAGCGUUGCGUGGAGCUUGUAUACGAGGAACUCAUCAAGAUCUGCCACACUUGCGGCUCUACCGAAUUGACGAGGUACCCCAGGCUACAAGGAAAGCUCAUUGAGGUCGUCUCUGACCUUCUACGAGAGCAACUUGGCCCUUGCUCAGGUUACGUCGCUUCUCUCAUCGAUAUCCAAAGGGCAUACAUCAACACAAACCAUCCCAACUUCCUUGGAGCUGCUGCCGCCAUGUCAUCUGUCAUCAACGACAAGGAGCAGCGAGAAAAGAAGAUUGCUAUGGAGGCCGAGAAGAAGAGGCGGGAACAGAGGAGGAUGAAGGAACUCCAAAACGGUGCUAACGGCGAAGAAGCUGAGGAGGGCGAAGGGGGUGAGGGUGGAACUCUUAAAGCUCUUCCUCUCCGGAAACACCAGUCACAAACCAGCCGCAGCAUGUCGCCUGCCGUAGGACGGAUGAUGAAUGGCUCGCAGAGCACCACAGCAGCGCUCAACAAUCGCAACCGAUCGCCUCCUGGUACUGCACGCGACAGCUUCUUGAACUACUUCUUCAGCAAAGAUAGCAACAACGCAUACGCCAACCCACAACAGGCAGCACACGCAGCGCUUGACAACAGGCCUGGCAGCCGCCAUGUUAGCCAAAACAGCGAGCCCAGUUUUGCGCAGAGCAUCCGGAGAGGAGACAACAAGCAGCCUGCUCAUGUAUUGGCCAUGAUGCCACCAGACAACGAUGACUAUGACGCCCCAUUGAGCGCUGCCAUGAGUGCCCCUCCUCGAAGUCCAAGUAUGGGAGGAGACAACUUCGAAGGCGGCUUUCCAUCAAACCCAGAGCAAGCACCUGCGCUUACGGAACGCGAGGCCCUCGAGACCGAGCUCAUCCGCCGCCUCAUCUCGUCGUACUUCAACAUCGUCCGGGAAACCGUCGCUGACCAGGUCCCGAAGGCGAUUAUGCAUCUUCUCGUCAACCACUCAAAGGACGUGGUACAAAAUAGGCUCGUGUCAACGCUGUACAAGGAGGAUCUCUUCCAGGAGCUCCUGUACGAGGACGACACAAUCAAGGCCGAGCGCGAGAAGUGCGAGAAGCUGCUCAAGACAUACAAGGAGGCAGCCAAGAUUGUGGGCGAGGUAUUGUAAGAGAUAGGUGUUUGGAUAAUGAAACGAAUCGUCAUGGGUUCCCUGUAGGUUUUGAAAAUGUGCGAUUAUACAACCUUGGCCCUUCUUCGGACUGGCGUCAUAGGAUGGUCGUGGUAGACGGUCGGGCUGGGGCCAAGGUUGACAAAGCGUUAUGGAGGCUGGCCGCCGUCUGUUAAUAUUGUCCUGGGCCGCUCCUCUGCGCUUUUCAUUUCUACUCUUCUGUUGCCCUGCUGUUUUCCACGGGUUGCAGGGCGUUUUCCGAGGCUCCGCUUUUCAUCUUUUCUGCGCGUUUUGAUGGUCUGUGUAGCAUAGUACCUGCCCAUGGCGGGUCGGGGGUGGAGAUGAUACAUGUAUAGAAUAUAUCAUUGGCAACAAC